This is a messenger RNA of Dipodomys ordii (Ord's kangaroo rat), 990 nucleotides long. RefSeq names its product surfeit 1 (gene Surf1). The record is from RefSeq and is a predicted model, not a curated record. Bases 1 to 882 code for a protein of 293 amino acids. Gene Ontology annotation, biological process: mitochondrial respiratory chain complex IV assembly. NCBI's taxonomy places the organism in Eukaryota, Metazoa, Chordata, Mammalia, Rodentia, Heteromyidae. Gene Ontology annotation, cellular component: mitochondrion; membrane. The transcript is spliced from 8 exons.
AUGGCGCGGGCGCGGCGCGGAAUUGGCUACCCAGUGCUGUUUGAGGGCUUCUGGUCCUAUGCCAAUGUUGUAAAACUUCCUCCAGGAGUGGCUCAGAGGUCCAGCAGGUAUGGCAGUUCAGCCACAGAAGUGCCUGCUGCGAAAGUGGAAGAUGACUCCUUUCUCCAGUGGUUUCUGCUUCUCAUUCCCGCCACUGCCUUUGGCCUGGGAACUUGGCAGGUCCAGCGUCUGAAGUGGAAGCUGAAACUGAUUGAAGAAUUAGAGGCGAGAGUCAUGGCAGAACCCAUCCCUCUCCCAGCAGACCCGCUGGAACUGAAAAGCCUGGAGUAUAGGCCAGUGAGAGUCAGGGGACACUUUGACCACUCCAGGGAGUUGUACAUGAUGCCACGAACCAUGAUGGACCCUGCUCGUGAGGCUCAAGAGGCUGGCCGACUCUCCUCCUCAACAGAAAGUGGGGCCUAUGUUGUUACUCCCUUCCACUGCACAGAUCUGGGAGUCACCAUCCUGGUAAACAGAGGGUUUGUCCCCAUGAAGAAAGUAAAUCCAGAGACCCGCCAGAAAGGCCAGAUUGCAGGAGAAGUAGACCUAGUUGGCAUAGUAAGGCUAACAGAAACCAGGAAGCCCUUCGUUCCUGAGAACAAUCCAGAAAAGAACCACUGGCAUUAUCGGGACCUGGAAGCUAUGGCCAAGAUAACAGGCGCAGAACCAGUGUUCAUUGAUGCCAACUUCCAGAGCACAGUCCCUGGAGGCCCUGUUGGAGGACAGACCAGGGUGACUCUGCGAAAUGAGCACAUGCAGUACAUCCUUACCUGGUACGGACUAUGUGCAGCUACAUCAUACCUGUGGGCCAAGAAGUUCCUACGUCGGACUCCUGGCAGAUGAGGUGGAUACAAGCCUAUCCCAAGUAAUCUUAACUGUGUGAUCAGUUGUCUUAAAAGCCUUUUUUAUUCCAUUCACCAUUGGUAUAAAUAAAACUUCCCAUGCACUGGC